AUGUCAUUGUUUCGCAAAUUGUUUUAUAGGAAACCUCCUGAUGGUCUUCUUGAGAUCUCCGAGCGUGUUUAUGUGUUUGAUUGCUGCUUUAAUAUUGAUGCUUGGAAAGAAGAAAAUUAUAGAGGUUACAUAGGUGGAAUUGUCAGUCAACUUAAAGAACAUUUCCCUGAUGCUUCAUUCUUGGUGUUUAAUUUCCGCGAGGGAGAGAAACAAACCCAGAUUGCAGAUGCUUUGUCCGAGUAUGAUAUGACCUUAAUGGAGUACCCUUGGCAAUACGAGGGUUCCCCAUUGCUCACGAUGGAGAUGAUUCACCAUUUUCUAAGAUCGGGAGAAAGUUGGCUCUCUCUUGGACAGCAGAAUAUUCUGUUAAUGCACUGUGAACAUGGUGGUUGGCCUGUUCUUGCUUUCAUGCUCGCUGGACUGUUGAUUUAUAGGAAACAGUAUAGUGGAGAGCAGAAGACCUUGGACAUGAUUCACAGACAGGCUCCUCGUGAGCUUUUGCAGUUGCUCUCACCAUUGAAUCCUGUGCCUUCUCAACUGAGGUAUCUACAGUAUGUCUCCAGGAGGAAUGUGGCCUCAGAAUGGCCUCCGUUGGAUAGAGCUCUCACCUUGGAUUGUGACCCUUAUCUUGUUUCUGAUCGAACUUCCAAGCUUCUGUAUUCAUCUCCAAAGAAAGGAAAAAUUAUCCGGGCUUACAAGCAGGUAGAAUGUGAACUCGUUAAAGUUGACAUCAAUUGCCAUAUACAAGGUGAUGUUGUGCUUGAGUGUAUCAGCUUAAAUGAUGACAUGGAACGUGAACAGAUGAUGUUUCGAGCUGUGUUUAACACAGCUUUUAUUAGGUCAAAUAUCUUGAUGCUUAACCGUGAUGAAAUUGACAUGUUAUGGGAUGCAAAAGAUCGAUUUCCAAAGGACUUCAGGGCAGAGAUUCUUUUCUCUGAAAUGGAUGCUGCUGCGUCCAUUGUUCCAGAAGAUUUCUCUGGCUUUGAGGAGAAGGAAGGGCUUCCAGUGGAAGCAUUUGCUAAAGUUAAAGAGAUCUUUAGCUCUGUCGACUGGUCAGAUCCCAAGUCAGAUGUCGCACUUAAUGUGCUCCAACAGAUUAGCGCAUCAAAUAUUGCCCAGGAACACUCAGGUGCAGAUUUGCAGCAUGGAGUAGAGAUUACUGCUCAAAGGCAGGAAAUGAGUCCUAGAAAAGGGCUUGCCGACCAAUCUAAGUUCAGUAAUACGACAGUACCUACAGCUUCCUCAGAACAAGCUUCGGCUGUUACAAAACUCAUGGAACCCGAAGGUGGUUCUAUCUCACCAUCAACACCUGCACAGCCUCCACCAUUGCGACCUGUUGUGACUUCUAGUGCCAUUAAAGUUCUUCCCCAUCCAUCACCAACUCUUCAUUUUUCAGCUUCAGAACCAGUAGAUCCUUCAUCAAUCAUAGAGACUGAAACCCAUUUAGAGGGCAGAGGUAAUUCACUAUCAGUCAGUCUCCAACCUACUGCUCCAUCAACACCACCAGCUCCACCUUUUAAGGAGGAUACUUCCACUAUCAAAACUGAAUGCCCAACCCCACCUACUCCUCAAAUGCCACUUCUCAAGGAAAUUCAUACCAUUAGAGUUGGAGCUCCUCCAUCUCCUCCAACGCUAACUUUGAAUGAGAAUAGCACCGUUGGAGCUGGACCUCCUCCAAUGCCACCUUUGAAGGAGAAUAGCACCAUUGGAGCUGGACUUCCUCCACCUCCACCACCACCUCCAACACCACCUGUGAAGGAGAAUAGCACCGUUGGAGCUGGACCUCCUCCACCUCCAUCACCUCCUCUAACACCACCUUUGAAGGAGAACAAAACCAUUGGAGCUGGACCUCCUCCGCCUCCACCACCUCCUCCAAUGCCUCCUUUGAAAGAGAAUAGCAUAUUUGGAGCUGGACCACCACCUCCUCCUCCUCUGCCUCCUCCUCCAAUGCCACCUUUGAAGGAGAAUAGCACCAUUAGAGCUGGACGCCCUCCUCCUCCACCUCCUCCAAUGCCGCCUUUGAAGGACAAUAGCACCAUUGGAGCUGGACCUCCGCCUCCACCACCUCCUCCAAUGCCUCCUUUGAAGGAGAAUAGCACCAUGGGAGCUGGACAUCCUCCUCCUCCUCCUCCACCUCCACCUUUGAAGGAGAAUAGUGCUAUUGGAGCUGAAUCUCAUCCAUCCCCACCUACUCCUCCUCUUCUUCAUUCAAGACCAGCUACCAGCCCAGCUGUUUCAUCUCCAAUGCCACCAGCGCCACCGCCUCCUCCAACUAUGUCAACCAAUUCCUCUCAUGUUCCUUCUGCGCCUCCUCCUCCUGUUCCUUCUGGUAAGGGCAGUUUAAAGACAGGCAACAAUGGAAAUAAUAAAUUGUCUGGGCCUCCAUCUCCUGCCCCACCUACUCCUGCACCACCCUUAGGUUCCCCCUCCAUCUCCAAGGGUCGUUUGUCUCGCACUGUAUCUUCACGGAACAAUCAAACCAAAAAGUUGAAGCCAUUGCAUUGGUUGAAGUUAACAAGAGCUGUACAAGGAAGCUUAUGGGCUGAGUCGCAAAAGUCUGGCGAAGCCUCCAAGGCCCCAGAAAUUGACAUGUCAGAACUUGAGAAUCUUUUUUCUGCAGCAGUUUCAAAUACAGAUCAUGGCGGGAAAUCAAGUGCGCGUAGCUCGCGGGGACCUAAAGUUGAUAAAGUGCAAUUGGUUGACCAUAGACGAGCAUACAAUUGUGAAAUCAUGCUUUCAAAGGUGAAAGUGCCACUACAUGAGUUAAUGAGUUUAGUACUUACCCUCGAGGAUUCAGCAUUAGACGUUGAUCAGGUUGACAACCUCAUAAAGUUCUGUCCAACAAAAGAGGAGAUGGAACUGCUUAAGGGAUACACUGGAGAAAAGGAAAAGCUAGGAAAAUGUGAGCAGUUCUUCUUAGAGUUAAUGAAGGUGCCAAGAGUAGAAUCUAAACUCAGAGUUUUCUCAUUUAAGAUGCAGUUUCAUUCCCAGGUUUCUGACCUCAGAAAAUGCCUGAAUGUUGUGAACUCUGCAGCAGAAGAGGCAAGUUAUGCUAUAUUACUUUCUCUAUAUAUGGAACUGCUAGGGUUUCUUAUCCUGCGACCUGAUAUUCAUUUUGUAGCACUGUUUUACCUUUCAGCUGGUUCGGCUAUUGGAUUUAGGUUGGAUAGCCUUCUUAAACUAACUGAUACGCGAGCAAGGAACAACAAAAUGACUCUCAUGCAUUAUCUUUGCAAGGUACUUGCUGACAAGCUACCAGAACUUCUAGAUUUUUCGAAAGACCUUGCCAGUUUGGAACCCUCAACAAAGGUACAAUUGAAAUUUUUGGCAGAGGAAAUGCAAGCCAUAAGCAAAGGACUGGAAAAAGUUGUACAGGAAUUGGCCGCCUCAGAAGGUGAUGGUCCUAUAUCAGACAAUUUCUGUAAGACUGGAUGCAAGAUUUUAAAGGAGUUCCUUCGUUUUGCUGAAGCUGAAGUGAGAUCCUUGGCUUCUUUGUACUCUGGAGUGGGUAGAAAUGUGGAUGCAUUGAUUCUAUAUUUUGGAGAAGAUCCAGCACGCUGCUCAUUCGAGCAAGGUAUUUGUUCUUUGCCUAAGAUAUCUUCAUAA
Molecule: messenger RNA, 3606 nt
Organism: Dovyalis caffra
Lineage: Eukaryota; Viridiplantae; Streptophyta; Magnoliopsida; Malpighiales; Salicaceae
Source: the annotation of a GenBank genome assembly